GCAAACAUGGAGUGUGCCUGAUUUAAACCCUCAAGGUUGCAUAACCAAGAUUUCAAAAUUAAUUCUACUCUGGAGACUUCAACCUAGUGUACAACGUUCCUGGCUGGAAAAGAAGAACUAUAUCAUUCUUUUUUUCAAAUCUUUACCAUUACUUGCCCUUGUAUCUCCGCCUUCUCUUUCUGCAGGAAACUUUAUUUCCUACUUCUGCAUGCCAAGUUUCUACCUCCAGAUCUGUUUGGUUCAGUUGCUGAGAAGCCUGACACACCAGUGCCACUUAAAAGAAGCCAUCUACCGGACCAAGGAAGAUGGACGGCAAUGAUACGUUCAGCCACAAUGUGCUUCCCACAUCUCAUUCUCUGUUUACAACAAAUGUCAAGGGGAGUGAUGAAGAACCCACCACCAGUUAUGACUAUGAUUACAGUGAACCCUGCCGAAAGACCAGCGUGGGACAAAUCGAAGCACAGCUCCUGCCCCCACUCUACUCUCUGGUGUUCAUCUUUGGUUUUGUGGGCAACUUGCUGGUUGUCCUCAUCCUAAUCAACUGCAAAAAGCUGAAGAGCAUGACUGACAUCUACCUGCUUAACUUGGCCAUCUCUGACCUACUGUUCCUCCUCACCAUCCCAUUCUGGGCUCACUAUGCUGCAGACCAGUGGGUCUUUGGGGAUGUGAUGUGCAAAUUUUUCACAGGGCUGUAUCACAUUGGUUAUUUUGGUGGAAUCUUCUUCAUCAUCCUCUUGACAAUCGAUAGGUACCUGGCUAUCGUCCAUGCUGUGUUUGCUUUAAAAGCCAGAACAGUCACCUUUGGGGUGGUGACAAGUGGGGUCACCUGGGUGGUGGCUGUGUUUGCCUCUCUCCCAGGAAUCAUCUUUAUCAAAUCCCUCGAAGAACAUUCAGGUUACGCCUGUGCCCCUUAUUUUCCACUAGGAUGGAAGAAUUUCCAUACAGUUAUGAGGAGCAUCUUGGGGCUGGUGCUGCCACUGCUUGUCAUGAUCGUCUGCUACUCGGGAAUCCUGAAAACCCUGCUCCGGUGUCGCAACGAAAAGAAGAAGCACAAGGCUGUGCGGCUCAUCUUCGUGAUCAUGAUUGUCUACUUUCUCUUCUGGGCUCCCUACAACAUCGUCCUUCUCCUGAGCACCUUCCAGGAAUUCUUCGGCCUGAGUAACUGUAAGAGCAGCAGUCAGCUGGACCAAGCCAUGCAGGUGACAGAGACCCUGGGGCUGACCCACUGCUGCAUCAACCCCAUCAUCUACGCCUUUGUUGGGGAGAAGUUCAGGAGGUAUCUCUACACAUUCUUCCGAAAGCAUAUUGCCAAACAUCUAUGCAAACAAUGCCCAGUUUUCUAUGGGGAGACAGGAGAUCGAGUGAGUUCAACAUACACCCAUUCCACUGGGGAACAGGAAGUCUCAGCCGCUUUGUAGAAGAGGAGAAGCUCACCUGUUAUUUUCAAAAGGUGAUAGCAAUCUAUAUAUGAUAAUAAGCCGCCAGGGUUUGCUGAAGAACAGAGGAGUCUAAAGUUUCUAGAGUAAGUGCCCAGGAACUUGAGGCUUAUGUGAAUCAAUGAAGACUUAUGUUACUCUUGUAGAGUCAGCGUGCUCAGAGAAUAUUCCAAAACAACUGUGGGCAGAGACUUGGAAUCUCCAACGAGCUCAUCGCAGUUCCUAGAAAAUGCCAUACUGCCUUGUGUUUGUGCGCUUCCCUCCACGUCCCCCCAUCCACCACUUCGCUUACUCUCUGAUUCUAUCAACCUCUUUAAUCAAUCAAUCUCUUUAAUCCUCUGGAGAUUGGGAAGAGGAGUCAGGCGAGGGUGAACAGAAAGAGGGGGAGUAGAGUCCGGACCAAGGGGAAGGAGGUGAAAGUGUAAGCAUGGUGAAGCCUUUACAAGGAUGCAGGUAAGGGGUUCGCUUGCCCAGCCAGGCAGCAGCACUGGUCCUUAGCACCAUCUCCUACCAUAUUUAACUUUGGAGGCUCUCCUAGGUCUUGGCAAGCGUGGGAACUGUAAGAACUCUCUGGGAGCUCUGGCUAGGCCCAUGAUCCUCUUCUGCUAAGUGCAUGACACAUUUCUGCUUUAUUACAGGUUAACUAUGACAACCACACAACCUACAUUUGAAAUCUAUUCAAUACCUUGCCCCAUUGUACAUAUGCUUCUUAGGCCUCAUCCCUCUAUACAAAAAUUUAUUAAAAUGUUUGUUUAUAAAAUACAGAUAACCUUUAACAAGAUGAAAAAAUAAAAACCUUGUUUAAAAAGGGAAAGGGGGGCUGGAGGUGGUGAUCAUGAGAAAGGAGUGGGCUCCAGUGAGCCCUUCCAGGAGGAGUGGAGGGGCACGCUCGCACCAGAUGCGCAGGAAUAUUUCCAGAACUGGCCAAGAGCAAACGUCAGGAAGGAGGCGCCAGACCGCUAAAGAGAUCUGAUGGUAUUUUGCUUCUCUUUGGCUUUUCCUGCUUUCUUGCUGCCCUUGCCCACCUGUCUCCCCACAGCCUUUAUCACAGUUCUGCCUGUGGGAUUGCCCCACCCCAAAAGCCGGUUUGUAGAGGUCCAGGAGAGUAGCUAUGGGGAGAAUGUGAAGGAAAUUGUGCAACAAGAACCCCUAUUGGGUCUGGGAGAGGGAAGACAAUCAGUGGGGCUACUGGGGUGAGUGCUCAAAGCAGAGAAGGGGCCUGUUCUGGAAAACAAACAUCAGCCUGUGACCUCAGGGUCUAUUACCAGGCAGGGCAGGCCUAGAUGAGGAAGACUGUAGACAGAUUGGAAAAAAAUGUUUUCCAAAUUACCUUCUGGCACCUCAUUUUUGCACACAGGCAGAGGGUUCAGAUACACAAACACACACACCACACACACACACACACACACACACUCAUAUAAAUGUAUUUCAAUGUAAAGUAAAAGUUAAAUGAAAGCUGGAAACUGCAAUCUAAAAUUGUGGUAAAGUAUCAUUUUUAAGAUACUAUUAUGCCAAGCCUAAAAAUACUGUAUUAGUCAUAGAGACAAUUCUGGUAUUGGUGGAGCACGUGGUGUGUUUAGGAGGCCGCUGGUUCAACAUAAAUAAAUAUUGUCAGGGAGCUGGAGUCUGUGAGCUCUGGGUUUACUAGCUUAUGGUGAUAUAGCAUCUAAAUAAUCUCAGACAGAUUACAGCACGCACGUCACAACUGUCAUCUCAACUAUGUGUCUUUAUUCUGACUUUCUACCAAAAAUCUUUUUUGCCUCAUUAUGACAUCUUGAAAGUUGUGGAUUUAAUCCUAUUUGAAUGCUUCAUGCUUUGCCACAUCUUUACUGAUGCUCAGAUGGGUCCUCUCUUUGGCCAGUGGGAACUCCUAAUAGGGAGUUGGAGAAGUUCACCUAAGCAAGCAAAGACUUUGGUCUUGGCUUGAGCUAAGCUAAGAAUAUACCUAUAUGUUAGUGUAUCUCCAAUCUGAUGCAGGCAAGAAACACAGGGAUCCUGGAAUCUGGCAACUGGGGAACUGGAAGUUACUAAGGUUUUACUUUCUUGCCUCAUGUCUAGAGGCUUCAGAAAGAGGUGUAUGUUGUGGGUGGGGGAGCAGCCUUCACCUUCAGAUAUCUGUAUUAUCCUAAUGAAUGCAUUAAAUUUUGUUUUGAUGAUGAAAUGUAAAUAUUGUUUUAAAAAGCUAUGACUUGAAAACUACCACAAUAUUAUAAAGCAACCAUCCUCCAAUUAAAACAAAUUAAUUUUAAAAAAACUAUGACUUGGAAAAUGAAUCAACACUCUUAACUAUACUGUUUUUUUAAAUCUUUCUGAUUACCAACUCCUCUGUCCUUCUCCCAGACUCUGAUACACACCAUUCUAUUCUUUUCAUCUAUGAGUCUGACGAUUUUAGAUUCCUCAUGUGAGUGAAAUUAUGCAGUUCCUGUCUUCCUGUGUCUGACUUAUUAGCAUCAUGCCCUCCAAGUACAUCCAUGUUGUUGCAUACUGCAGAAUUUCCCACUUUUUUAAGGCUAAAUUAUAUUCAUUGUAUGUGUAGACCACGUUUUCUUUAUCCAUUUAUCAACAUGCAUAGAAUUGUUAUACAGGAUGAGUAAGUACUAAAUAGUGUGUUUAUAAAUAAUAAUACCCUAUUGGAUACUUAAAAACUGUUAGAAGUGUAAAUCUCGUAAUCUAUUUCUACCACAAUAAAAAAAUUUUAAACUGCCA
Molecule: messenger RNA, 4142 nt
Organism: Cervus elaphus (red deer)
Lineage: Eukaryota; Metazoa; Chordata; Mammalia; Artiodactyla; Cervidae
Gene: CCR2
Product: C-C motif chemokine receptor 2
Exons: 2
Coding region: 306-1418 (370 amino acids)
Biological process (GO): chemotaxis; positive regulation of monocyte chemotaxis; inflammatory response
Cellular component (GO): membrane; cytoplasm
Molecular function (GO): C-C chemokine receptor activity
Source: RefSeq, a predicted model, not a curated record